AUGUUCUUAACUCCUGCCUCACAGCCCCCUCCUGCCUCCACCUCGGGCCCUCCGCAGGGGCAACACCGUGCUCCCACACCGCCACCCCCGCCCAAAGCACAGCGCAAACACCGACGACGCAGCUGUCAGUCCUCGCUACGUCCGCAGGCUCCACCCCCAGGGUCAGUGCUCGUCACCAAGGACGCGCUGGAGGGCAUGCUCACAAGCUUUGCCUUGGCCCUCACAACUCUACUACAGAUGACGCCGGACAAGGCAGCGAUAGCGGUAAUUGCGAGGGCGACCAUGGCGGAGCACUUUCCGACAACUGCAGCUCCAGCACCGACAGCGCCUCAGGAAAUCCGGAGCCCCGUCUCUCUUCCCGCCGAGCCCAUGCCGACCGUUCUCCCCCUCCCUCACCAGGAGGCUGUGAUGGACACAGACGCACCCGAGGCUCCCGCCACCCAGAGCUCACCACCGGGUCAGCCAGCAGUCACCUUCGCCAACGGCCACUCCCCAACACGGUCGCACGUCCCGGUCCGCACAGUCCCGCCGCGCUCCCGCAUCCCACAGCCCAAGCGGAAGGUGGAGCAGAGGCGCCGCGGCCCUGCGCCCACCCUCGCGACGGCCCCCGUGUCCACCCCGGCGGCGUCCGCGAGGGGCGGCCGCUGA
This is a messenger RNA of Eriocheir sinensis (Chinese mitten crab), 648 nucleotides long. RefSeq lists its product as uncharacterized. The transcript has a single exon. The record is from RefSeq and is a predicted model, not a curated record. Lineage: Eukaryota; Metazoa; Arthropoda; Malacostraca; Decapoda; Varunidae. Bases 1 to 648 code for a protein of 215 amino acids.